Colletotrichum acutatum is the source of this 981-nucleotide messenger RNA. RefSeq names its product family 43 glycosyl hydrolase. The record is from RefSeq and is a predicted model, not a curated record. Lineage: Eukaryota; Fungi; Ascomycota; Sordariomycetes; Glomerellales; Glomerellaceae. Gene Ontology annotation, biological process: carbohydrate metabolic process. The coding region runs from base 1 to 981 and encodes 326 amino acids. Gene Ontology annotation, molecular function: hydrolase activity, hydrolyzing O-glycosyl compounds. The transcript has a single exon.
AUGGCGCCCCUCAUCAACCACCUUUACACGGCCGACCCUUCAGCCCACGUCUUCAAUGGCAAAGUCUACAUCUACCCGUCCCACGACCGCGAGACCGACAUCAAGUUCAACGACAAUGGAGACCAAUAUGACAUGGCCGACUACCACGUCUUCAGCACAUCAUCGCUGGACCCCCUCGAGCCCGUCGUCGACCACGGCGUCGUCCUGAAGACCGAGGACGUACCAUGGGUCUCGAAGCAGCUCUGGGCUCCCGACGCCGCCUACAAGGAUGGCAAAUACUACCUCUACUUCCCCGCCCGCGAUAAGCAGGACGUCUUCCGCAUCGGCGUCGCCGUCUCGGACAAGCCCGAGGGGCCCUUCACCCCGGACCCGGAACCCAUCAAGGGCAGCUACAGCAUCGACCCUGCCAGCUUCGUCGACGACGACGGCCAAGGCUACCUCUACUUUGGCGGCCUCUGGGGCGGCCAGCUGCAGUGCUACCAGAAGGGCAACGAGGUGUUCGAGAAGCAGUGGCUCGGCGCCCAGGAGCCCAGCGGCGAGGGCGCCUACGCGCUCGGCCCGCGCGUGGCCAAGCUGACGGGCGACAUGCACCAGUUCGACGGCGAGGUCCAAGAGAUACAGAUCCUCGCGCCCGAGACGGGGAAGCCCAUCCUCGCCGACGACCACGACCGCCGCUUCUUCGAGGCCGCGUGGCUGCACAAGAGGGACGGGCUGUACUACUUUUCCUACUCGACCGGCGACACACACUACCUCUGCUACGCCACGAGCGAGAGCCCGCUGGGGCCGUUUACGUACGGGGGACGGAUCCUCGAGCCGGUGCUGGGGUGGACGACGCACCACUCCAUUGUCGAGUUCAAGGGUCAGUGGUGGCUCUUCCACCACGACUGCGAGCUGAGCAAGGGGGUGGAUCACUUGCGGUCUGUCAAGGUCAAGGAGAUUUUCUAUGACAAGGACGGCAAGAUUGUGACGGAAAAGCCAUAG